This is a messenger RNA of Miscanthus lutarioriparius, 1002 nucleotides long. The record is from the annotation of a GenBank genome assembly. Lineage: Eukaryota; Viridiplantae; Streptophyta; Magnoliopsida; Poales; Poaceae.
AUGGUGCAGUUCACCGCCGCGUUCAGCAUCGAGUCCUGCGUCCACGUCGAGGGCGUCGUCUCCCUCCCCGAGGUGCCGAUCGCGACCACCACACAGCAGGUUGAGAUUCAAGUCAGCAAGAUCUAUUGCAUCAACAGGGCAACCUCGAUGCUUCCAUUUAGCAUUGAGGAUGCAGCACGGAGUGAGGCCGAACAAGCUGUUCAUGUUGGGCAAGACACCUGCUUGAAUGCUAGGGCUCUUCAUUUGCGAUUACUCUUCAACCAAGCAGGAUUCCGGAUCAAGACUCAAGUGAAAAACAAAUUCAGAGAGUUUCUGUCGUCAAAGGACUUCGUCGAGAUCGAAACGCCAAAACUGAUGGCCGGCUCCAGCGAGGGAGGUGCGGCCGUGUUCAAGCUGCUGUACCACGGACAGCCUGCCUGCUUAGCGCAGUCUCCUCAGCUACACAAGCAGAUGGCCAUCUGCGGCGGGUUCGAACGCGUAUUCGAGGUUGGCCCUGUGUUCAGAGCAGAAACCUCCAGGACGCCCAGGCAUCUCUGUGAGUUCACUGGGCUUGACGCUGAGAUGGAGAUCAUGGAGCACUAUUUCGAAGUCUGCGAUGUCAUAGCUGGCUUGUUUGUGUCAAUAUUUAGACAUUUGAAUGAAAACUGCAAGGAGGAACUUGGCGUCAUAAACAAGCAGCGUCCGUUUGAACCUCUGAAGGACGCUGUAACAGAACUCGAGCCUAUGGGAGACCUGACUACUGAAGCUGAGAAAGUGCUUGGUCGGCUUGUCAAGGAAAAGUACGGCACAGACUUCUACAUCCUCCACCGGUAUCCUUUGGCCGUGCGCCCGUUCUACAUCAUGCCUUGCCCUGACAAAACCCGGCUUACAGCAAUUCUUUCGAUGUCUUCAUUCGAGCCAUGGCGCACCUCCACAUGGUGGUUUCGGGGUGGGGUUGGAGAGGGUGACGGCGCUCUUCUGCGGCCUCAACAACAUCAAGGAGAUGUCCAUGUUCCCCCGUGA